This is a messenger RNA of Varanus komodoensis (Komodo dragon), 7436 nucleotides long. It is a transcript of the gene TCF4, whose product is annotated as transcription factor 4. Lineage: Eukaryota; Metazoa; Chordata; Lepidosauria; Squamata; Varanidae. Gene Ontology annotation, cellular component: transcription regulator complex. The record is from RefSeq and is a predicted model, not a curated record. Gene Ontology annotation, biological process: regulation of transcription by RNA polymerase II. Bases 707 to 2722 code for a protein of 671 amino acids. The transcript is spliced from 20 exons. Gene Ontology annotation, molecular function: DNA-binding transcription factor activity, RNA polymerase II-specific; RNA polymerase II cis-regulatory region sequence-specific DNA binding; protein dimerization activity.
CAUGCUCUGUAACAGACGACGCGGCCGGAGUCAGCAACGCGCAGCAGCCGCGGCGGCGGCGGCGGCAGCAGCUUUUUUUCUCUUUAUAAGCACCACUGCAUUGCCCGGAUGUGAAUGGAUUACAAUGCAUCUUUCAGGGAAACGUAUUACUAUCAAUUUCUGCGUGGGGGAGUCACUGGUGAUGGUGAUGAUGAUAAGGAGGAGAGCUCUGUAAAGUUGGAACAAGUUUAAGACUUUUUCGUGGCGCUGGCGGGGGCGGUUUAAACAAAAAUAAAGACGAGGGGGGCUCGCAGUGCCACCGAGAUUUUUGAAAAUAGUUUAUUAGCAGCCAUGUGUGCAUAGCGAAAGACACGAGGGAAAGUUCCUGGAUCUUCCUUUUGUAUUCUCAUUUUUGUUGCGAUUUUUUCCUCUUUUUGGCUGGCUUUUAAUUUUGCUUUAUUGGGGUGGGAAGACUUUGAUGGUGGAUAAUCCAAAACCAAGCCAAACCCCUCACCCGGUGUAGAGUUCUUUUAAAUUGAUGGAAUAUUUUCUGGAUCAAGACUGAGUACGAGUUAAAAGUACUUCUUCUAUUUUUGAGAGUUAAACACACGUGAGAUCAUAAAGCACCUUUGGAGAAGAUUUCUCUCUUUUCUUCCCCUAAAAUAUCUUUCCUUGGAAUAUUGUGAACAUAUUUGUGGCCAUUUAAGGUUUGUGUGAGUUUGCUAAAAUGCAUCACCAACAGCGAAUGGCUGCCUUAGGGACGGACAAAGAACUCAGUGAUUUACUGGAUUUCAGUGCGAUGUUUUCACCUCCUGUGAGCAGUGGGAAAAAUGGACCAACUUCUUUGGCAAGUGGACAUUUUACUGGCUCAAAUGUAGAAGACAGAACUAGCUCAGGGUCCUGGGGGAAUGGAGGACAUCCUAGUCCAUCCAGGAACUAUGGAGAUGGAACUCCUUAUGAACAUAUGACAAACAGGGACCUUGGAUCACAUGACAAUCUAUCUCCUCCUUUUGUGAAUUCCAGAUUGCAAAGUAAAACAGAAAGAAGCUCCUAUUCAUCAUACGGGCGAGACUCAAACCUACAGGGUUGCCACCAGCAAAGUCUCCUCGGAGGUGACAUGGAAAUGGGCAACCCAGGCGCACUCUCACCCACCAAACCUGGCUCUCAGUACUAUCAGUAUUCUAGCAAUAACCCGCGAAGGAGACCUCUGCACAGUACCUCUGUGGAAGUACAAACAAAGAAAGUUCGAAAGGUUCCUCCAGGUUUACCAUCUUCAGUUUAUGCCCCUUCUGCAAGCACUGCCGACUACAAUCGGGAUUCACCAGGCUAUCCAUCCUCAAAACCAGCAGGCAGCACUUUUCCUAGUUCCUUCUUCAUGCAAGACGGUCAUCACAGCAGUGACCCAUGGAGCUCCUCCAGUGGGAUGAAUCAGCCUGGUUAUGGCGGAAUGUUGGGCAAUUCUUCUCAUAUUCCACAGUCCAGUAGCUAUUGUAGUCUUCAUCCUCAUGACCGCUUGAGCUACCCAUCACACUCCUCAGCAGACAUCAAUUCCAGUCUUCCUCCAAUGUCCACUUUCCAUCGUAGUGGCACAACCCAUUACAGCGCUUCGUCCUGUACACCACCUGCAAAUGGAACAGACAGCAUCAUGGCAAACAGAGGAAGUGGAGCAGGAGGAAGUUCACAGACAGGCGAUGCACUGGGGAAAGCACUUGCAUCUAUCUAUUCUCCAGAUCACACCAACAACAGCUUUUCAUCAAAUCCUUCAACUCCUGUUGGUUCUCCCCCUUCUCUCUCAGCAGGCACAGCUGUUUGGUCUAGAAAUGGAGGGCAAGCGUCAUCAUCUCCCAAUUAUGAAGGUCCCUUACACUCUUUGCAAAGCCGGAUUGAGGACCGCUUGGAAAGACUGGAUGAUGCUAUUCAUGUUCUCCGGAACCAUGCAGUGGGGCCUUCAACUGCUAUGCCCAGUAGUCAUAGCGACAUGCAUGGCUUAAUAGGGCCCUCUCACAAUGGAGCAAUGGGAGGUCUUGGAUCAGGAUAUGGGACCGGUCUUCUCUCGGCCAAUAGACAUUCGCUAAUGGUUGGGGCUCAUCGUGAAGAUGCUGUUGGCCUCCGCGGCAACCAUUCGCUCGUGCCAAACCAGGUUCCAGUUCCACAACUGCCAGUGCCGUCUGCUACAUCUCCUGACUUAAACCAGCCUCCGGAUCCAUACAGAGGCAUGCCAACUGGGCUUCAAGGGCAAAGUGUAUCUUCAGGGAGCUCCGAAAUCAAAUCCGAUGACGAAGGAGAUGAAAACCUUCAGGACGCAAAAUCUUCUGAGGACAAGAAGUUAGACGAUGACAAGAAGGAUAUCAAAUCAAUUACUAGGUCAAGAUCUAGCAAUAAUGAUGAUGAAGACCUUACACCAGAGCAAAAAGCAGAGCGCGAGAAAGAAAGGAGAAUGGCCAACAAUGCCCGUGAGCGCCUCCGGGUCCGUGACAUCAACGAGGCUUUCAAGGAACUGGGCCGGAUGGUGCAGCUCCACCUGAAGAGUGACAAGCCCCAAACCAAACUUUUAAUCUUGCAUCAAGCUGUAGCAGUUAUACUUAGCUUAGAGCAACAAGUCAGAGAAAGGAAUCUGAAUCCUAAAGCAGCGUGUCUGAAAAGAAGGGAAGAAGAGAAGGUAUCUUCAGACCCUCCUCCACUUUCAUUGGCAGGACCCCACCCUGGAAUGGGAGACACAUCUAAUCAUAUGGGACAGAUGUAAAAAAAGAAAAGAAAAAGAAAAAAGGUCCAAGUUGCCACAUUCUCUUCAUGUAAACCAGAGACCACUUCGUUAACAGCUGUAUUAUCUUAAAAACCACAUAAACACUUAACCCCCCCUUUUUGUAAUAUAAUAAGACAAGUCUGAGUAGUUAUGAAUUACAGACGCAAGAGAUUUCAGCAUUCCCGAUUUCGAAACAAAAAGAGAAAGAAAAGUGCAACUUGAGAGGCGCCUCUCGUCAACAUAUCACUCGGAAUGUUUCACGCAUAAGUUAGGAGCUGUGCUCGUGCGGCCCAGAGACUGAAUGGCAGUCUUCUCCACACUGUGGGACAAUGCAUUUGUGCCUAAACUUCUUUUGGAAAAAAAAUAUAAUUAAUUUGUAAGUCUGAAAAAAUAUUUAAUUUAAAAAAAUUGUAAACUUGCAAUAAUGAAAAGUGUACUUCUGAAGAAAAAAUGAACGUUUUCGUUGGUGUACUAGUCAGCUAGUGUUUAUACUUACUGGAUAUUAAAAAGGGAAGCAUUGCUACCCACAUAUUUGCAAAACCAGCAAACGUCCUAAUGAAAACUGAAGUGAUGACAUUAGCCAUUCCUUAGGGUAGGAGGAACAGAUGGAUCUUAUAGACCUAUGACACACACACACAAACACACACACACAUAUAUAAAUAUAUAUAAAUAUAUAUAUAAAUAAAUAUAUAUAUUAAAAUUAGUGAAUAUGGUAAGCUUUUGUUCAUUUGUUUCAGACUUUUUGCUCCUGUAAAAAUAAAAAAAAAUACGGAUUAACUUUUUUAAAAAAAGAUUUUACUGUAAAUAAGGAUUUUUUUUUCUUUUGUCUUAUUUCUCUCCCGCUCCUUUGGUUCUUUAUUGUAACCUGUAGUGCCAACUCUGUUGCUGGAGGGGCAGUUCAGGAUGAAACGCUGACCCUGAUGUUGUUUAUCAUUCAUAAAUAAGUAGAGAGUGGUUUCUUCAGGCUUUUAGGGAGAACGCAGGACUCAGCAAGUCGUGUCAUGUGCAGAUCAACUGCAAGCAACUGAGACUUGGCCCAAAACUGUCAUUUUUGGGGUCCGCAUCAUAAAUAUAGUGCUAUCAUUUAGACCCCUUUUCUGGGAUUUUCAGAGGUACAAGGUUAGAAUGCUACAAAUGUUACCGCUGUGCCUUCCAAUGUUUAUAUCAUCGAAAACAUCGCAUAAGCAAAGAUGGCUUGAUUUAACAAACCAGUAAAAGUGUUAACUUUAAUGUGUGUAGCCUAAAUACGGUUUGCAGCGAGGCGUUUCAGAAUACAUGGUCAGAUUCGGGCGGGGGCGGGCAGGAUUUCAACGGGGAACACUGCUGGUUGUGUGACAGAUUUUGAUUUUUUUAAAAAACAUUUUUAAUAAAAAGGCAGGGGGGGUGGAAUUCCUGAAAGGUAGACCAUAUGCUGCCUCCUCCUUCAUUCAUGGAGGGGAAAAAAUGCCAGUAUCCAAUUAUCAUGCAGCGUUAGAACAAGCCUUACCCGUUCUAAAGCAUUAAGUUGCACUUUCCUGAGGAGGGGGGAGCAGAACAGUAUUUCUCCGGCCAGUAUGAAUCAAGUUUUUACUGAACAUAUAUAUAAUAGCAUAGAUCAAACCUACGGCACAGCAAUUCAUCCGAUAACUAGCUUUGGCUGCAACCGAACUAGUAUCCAUUGCAAAUCUGCUAAAGAUUGACCUUGGUAUGUAGAACAAUUAACAAAUAGUGCUCCCAAUUAUGUCUUUGUCAGCAUCCUUUUGUCUCCAGUUCCAGCUUCUUCUUUUUUUUAAUAGCCACACAACUUGGCAUGUAUUUUUUAAACGAACUCUCCCUGUUCAAGUAGAUUUUCCACCUAUCAGCACUGAGGAAAUGCCAUAAGUCCAUUGAAAACGGUCUAGACGUUCCAUCUGUUCUCCAGUUUUGCCAGUUACAUAGUAAUGAAAAAAUGCAUUUGUAAAUUUUAUGCAACAAAAUGGCAAACGUAUCAUUAUUUUGAAAUUGUGUACGUAAAAGUUAUAUUUUUACAUGUAGACUCUUGUUAUUCUGUGUUUUAAUACAUUGUAUCCGUUUUUUGUUUUUUUUAACUGUGUGGUUGAAACAAAUCUCAUUUAAAUGAUAUGAGAAUCUGAUUUUUAUGUUUCUGAAAAACGUAAAGAACAAAUAUGAUAGUUUACCAUGUGAACCACCCUCUACAUAUCCCAUAAACUUUUUGAUUACCUAUGUGUACGUGUUGAAAAUUGUAAAUAUGUUCACUAGCAGUAAACCUUAAAACGCUUUUAUUUGUUAAUAAGUUUCUCAAAUGUGGAGGUGGAUUAAAAACAUUGUAAUUAAAAGCAUAAUAGAGCGAUAUCUAUAUUAGAUUGAGAACAACAGAUAAGUAUUUCAUUACCCAUGUUGUACUUUUAAUAGACUUUCUUUAAACGAUAACGGGUGUGGUCACCGUAAUUCAUUUAUUUACUGGUAUUCUGAACAAUGUGGAGGAUUCUGUUUUAACUGUCAAACAUAUUAAUAUUGGUUAGGAUUCAAAAUUUUGAAAAAACACAUAGUUUUUGGAGGAAAUUAUUUCUUCAGGAGCUGAGCUUAUUCUAAAAAUUGAAAGUACCCAAAUGGACAACCGGUUCCACUACCACCGUUUCUGUGCAUGUCCCUCCCCCACACAAUAUGCUUAGGUCUACCAUCAUCCCAUUCAAUCUGUAAAACUGUUGCCUGUGUGGAUUGUCAGAAGGUUAAAAUGCAUCUAAAAUUAUUAAAAUGUUACAUUAGGAAACUUAAUAAGAUAGAAGCUAGGUAGCACAUGCAAAUCAAAAUGACAUUUUUAUUUUAUUUAAUCGUUUUCCGGCAUAAUCAUUUUAUUUAAUCAUUUUAUUUAAUUAUGUCAGCAUUUAAGCAUGCACAGUCCAGAUUACUCAUAAACAGUGACAAAAAGAUGGACUUUUUUAAAAAAAAUCCAUAUUUCAGUGUGUGCUUAUGGGUAAAACAUGAUUCUAAACACCAGUAGUGAUCAUGAUCUACAUACAUCCAAGAAAAAGCUCAUUAUGUAUGAAAAGUCAGUCUUGUCUUACAGUUUUUGAGAAGGUUUCAUGUUCCAUAAUGGAAUUUAAACUUGAAGAAUAACCAGUCACGCUAGUAUUCGUGGGGGGAGGGUUCUACAGUCAUGCAUUAAUUUAGCCCUAAGACAAAAGGCAUGAAGAAUUGCUUGAUCUUUGCUGCUUCCGUCAUUUUCAAGCAGGUUUCCUCAGGAGUAGUGACCACUUCUUGGUAGAUGCAGUGGUGGCUUCUGUCUAAUGACCACUGAGGGCCAGGCAUUGUACGGUUACAACAACUACUCAAAAAUUUCUGUGGGAACUUAUCAAAUGUUUAGUCAGUGAUCCACCUCCACAUUCAAGUAAUUUAUGAAUAUGCUAAUUAGGAAAAUCUGUUCAUCUAGAAGGUUUUGGUUUUGGUUUUAACAUUUGUCUUAAGUGUAGCUGCAAGGAACACUAAUGUUUAUACAACUGUCAGUGCUACCGGUGAUGCAACUUGUACCGACGCAGUCUUCCGAUUUGUUUUGUUUAAUUUCAUUUGGAGGGUGGGUGACGGGUGGGGUGGAAUUUGCCAUUUUCAUCCUUCUAUCUGAUAGGCACCAUGCGAUCUGUGCCAAAAAGUGAACAAUACAUACGUUGCCAGGAACGAAGAGAAUUCAUCAGGGGAGAAAAAGCACAAAAAAUUGAACAUAGUCCACUGACUGACUUGAGGAGGAGAAGGAAAAAAAGAUAUUCUAAAGAUGGAAUGUGAUGAAUUCCAACACAAAGGGGCACCAAGACCUUUUCAGCUUCUUGUUUUAUUUUCUUUUUCUUUCUUUUUUUUAAUGACGUAUUCUUUCUCAUGGGACUUGAAGUUGAUUCACCUUUGUGCAGUGCUGGUUUGACCAUAUUCAUUUCAAGUAUUAUAGACUUAUGUAAUGGUGAAAAUAUAUGAACUGUGGCCUUUUUCAUUCUUGUUACUUGUGAUGCAACUAAGUGAAGAUAAGAGAGAAAAAAAGCAGAGAUUUACCAUGUAUCAGUGCCUGGCUUUUUGUUACAAAGCUUCGUUUGUCUAGUGACCUUUUUGCUAUAAAAUAGACUGUAGUACACCCUAGUAGGAUAAAAGAAAACCCUAAAUUUAAAAAUAAAAAAAUAUAUUUGGCUUAUUUUUCACAGGAGCAAUCCUUUUAUACCAUGAAUAUUGCAAGGGGAAAAAUUGUCGGAUUCUGAAUAUUUCUUCUUUGUAGAUUUUUGGAAUCAUUCUGAGUAAAAGUUUGUUACUUUAUUUUACUAUUUAAAAGAUGUUAUUUUACCAUGUGUUACCGAGAUGAAAUUGUAUGGUAGCUACUUCUUUUUUCUUUUUUUCUUUUUUUAGUUGUAGGUCGCAGUGGGGAAAUUUUUUGCGACUGUACACAUAGCUGCAACAGUUAAAAAGAAAAAGAAAAGAAAAAAUGAAAAAAAGGGAAAAAAUUAUAAAAGGGACAAAAAGAAAAAAAAAGAUAAAACAGUUACACUUUGUUUUCAACGUGUGGCUGAGUGCCUCAAUUUUUUUCAUGUUUUUGGUGUAUUUCUGAUUUGUAGAAGUGUCCAAACAGGUUGUGUGCUGCAGUUCCUUCAAGAAGAGAAACAGCUUUCUGUAGGCCAUUACCUGUUUCCCAUCUGUAGUUAUUCGAUGCCGUCAUGUACAUGACCGUUCUGUAGCAAUAAAUGUGCCAUUUUUAUAAACUGUU